AUGAAGGAUGCAGUUAGUAACAUUUUAGAGCAAUUUAAUAAUCGUUUUGGUAAAUACCCAAAAUUCGCCCAGUUUGAUCAAGGCACAGAGUUCUACAACAAAGAAGUAAAGUCAUUGCUCAAUAAACAUAACAUUGAGUUUUUCUCUACUUACUCAGAUAAAAAGGCCGCAGUUGUGGAAAGGUUUAACAGAACACUAAAAGCGCUAAUGUGGAAGUACUUUUACAGUGCCAGUACAUAUAAAUGGUUAGAUGUUCUUCAAGACUUAACUGAUAAUUACAACAGUUCAGUGAACAGAUCAAUUAAAACAACACCAGACAGUGUAAAUGAGUCCAACUGGACUGAAGUAUGGAAGACACUUUUCAGUCACAAUUUAGGCAAGCCGUCAGAACCAAAGUUUGCUGUCGGAGAAAGUGUUAGAAUUUCAAAGUACAAAUCAGUGUUCACAAAAGGGUAUGAAGCAAAUUUCACAGAGGAGUUGUUCACUGUGACGGAAGUGUAUCACGGCCAUCCAAACACGUACACAAUAAAAGACAGUGAUGGUGAACCAAUAAUUGGUAGAUUUUAUGAACAAGAACUGUAUAGCGCUGAAGGAAGAGAACCUGAUUUCAGAAUAGAGAAAGUACUGAGAAGAAGAACAGUGAAGGGUAAAAAGAUGGCUCUCAUUAAGUGGUUAGGUUAUGAUGACAAAUUUAACAGUUGGAUACCAGCUAGAGACAUCAAGUCCCUAACAUAAGUUAAAGUAUUAUGGAGGACUACGAGGACUACGAUGACAUUGAGUUGGAGGAGACGGAAAAAAGUUAUCCUCAAUAUGACGACCUCAAUUAUGAUGACCUAACGACAGCUUUUAGUAGGUUAGAUACAAAGGUGAAGGGAGAGGCUAUGUAUGGUGAUGAUCCUAUAGUGAUAACCAAUCUUAAAAGUGAAUUGGACUAUGUAAGGAAUCUCAUGGAGAGACGUGCAAUAGAAGAAACAACUUUCACCGAAGGAAAUGAUGGUACAGUGAACAUUUCAGGUCCAUCAGGAAGCACAACCGUUCAAGGAGUCAACUUUGUGGAAGACCCAAACAAUGUACUUCCAGAUGUGCUAGAUGCAUUCAACGAAUCAUUUGACGCUGAUUGGGAUGAAAUAGAAGCCCGCCUAGAGAAACUAAAUAAGAUUUCAACAGCAAAUAAAAAGAGAGAUUUCGAAAACCAAGUGGAGCGUGUCUAA
This is a messenger RNA of Paramuricea clavata, 1211 nucleotides long. NCBI's taxonomy places the organism in Eukaryota, Metazoa, Cnidaria, Anthozoa, Malacalcyonacea, Plexauridae. The record is from the annotation of a GenBank genome assembly.